AGUUAAAUGUGGUAUCGCAGAGAAAAUAACCGAAUUACCCUGUGAUUCAAACCUGAGGGUAGAUAUAAAAGCUAACUCAUGUCCACUGUCGGAACUUCACAGUGUGACACCAUCGGAAGUAAAGAAUGAGAGAGCGCGAGCGUCAUUGGCUGUAUAGGUCUAGACGAGUGUGGAGCUAGCUUGAAGAUGACGGUGUAGUCGUAUCGCAGGUAAAUAUUUCAGUGGUAACUAAGCAACAAUGUCUCCAGUUCAGUAUCUGAGAGAGUUUGUCAACGAGCGACUAACUGCUGCUGCUGAAGAAAUAUUCGGAGUCUUUGAACAAACUAUCGUCGAGUACGAGGAAGAGAUCGAUCGUCAGCGCAGACUGCUGGAUAUCGUUUUGAAACCCGAGAUAAAGCUACACAGGACAGAGCUCCCACAGCAACAUGUCUGUAAGGAGGAGGAGGUUCUCACUGACCAGCAGCUCUGUGACCAGGAGAGGAACUCCAGUCUGGACCAGGAGGACCCAGAGCCUCCACAGAUUAAAGAGGAAGAGGAGGAACUCUGCACCAGUCAGGAGGGAGAGCAGCUUGUACUGAAGCAGGAGACUGAUACCUUGAUGUUGACUCCUACUAAUGAGGAAAGUGACCACCAGCUCCUCUUUCACAACUCUCCUGUAGCUGAGAGCCAAGAUCAGGAAGGAAGUAAGCAUGUAGACCCAGAAUCAACAGGAAAUGCAGAGACGCAACCAAAGAAGAGACAUCACAAAAACACAAGUCACAGUGACAAUGUACACAGCUCUCCCACAGCAAAGAGAAACUGUUUGUCUGUCAUCGAGUACGAGGAAGAGAUCGAUCGUCAGCGCAGACUGCUGGAUAUCAUUUGGAAACCUGAAAUAAAGCUACACAGGACAGAGCUCCCACAGCAACAUGUCUGUCAGGAGGAGGUUCUCACUGACCAGCAGCUCUGUGACCAGGAGAGGAACUCCAGUCUGGACCAGGAGGACCCAGAGCCUCCACAGACUAAAGAGGAAGAGGAGGAACUCUGCACCAGUCAGGAGGGAGAGCAGCAUGUACUGAAGCAGGAGACUGAUACCUUGAUGUUGACUCCUACUAAUGAGGAAAGUGACUACCAGCUCCUCUUUCACAACUCUCCUGUAGCUGAGAGCCAAGAUCAGGAAGGAAGUAAGCAUGUAGACCCAGAAUCAACAGGAAAUGCAGAGACACAACCAAAGAAGAGACGUCAAAAAAACACAAGUCACAGUGACAGUGUACACAACUCUCCCACAACAAAGAGUCACUGUAACACUAAGAGAGGUAAAAAGUCUUUAAAAUGCGACACUUGUGGAAGAGAAUUUAAAUUUAAGUCCAAAUUGAAAAUACAUCUGAGAAGCCACACUGGUGAGAAGCCGUACACCUGCAACACCUGUGGGAAAAGAUUCACUCAAAAGUCAUCAAUGAUAAGUCAUGAAAGACUCCACACAGCUGUCAAGUCAUAUUCUUGUAAAAGAUGUAGCAAAAGUUUCCGUCUGAAAAGAAGUUUGAAUGCUCAUUUGAGGAGCCACGUAGGUGAAAAGCCAGUUUCUUGUAAAACAUGUGGGAAGGAUGUAAGAUCUCAUAAAAACUUGUUGGUCCACAUGAGAAUCCACACAGGUGAAAAGCCGUACCUUUGUAACACCUGUGGCAAAGGUUUCCGUCUGAAAGCAAGUUUGAAUGAUCAUUUGAGGAUCCACACAGGUGAAAAGCCCUAUUCUUGUGAGACCUGUGGGAAAGAUUUCAGAUUAAGUUGUGAUUUGAGGGUCCAUGUGAGAAUCCACACAGGUGAGAAGCCGUACCUUUGUAACACCUGUGGCAAAAGUUUCCGUCUGAAAGCAAGAUUGAAUGAUCAUUUUAGGAUCCACACAGGUGAAAAGCCCUAUUCUUGUGGGACUUGUGGGAAAGAUUUCAGAUUAAGUGGUGACUUGAGGGUCCACACGAGAAUCCACACAGGUGAGAGGCCGUACUCCUGCAAGACCUGUGGGAAAAGUUUUCAGAGUUUGCCAUCACUGAUUCAUCAUGCUAAAUUCCACAAAGAAGAAAGACCAUUUCCCUGCAAAACAUGUGCAAAAGGAUUCUGUACCUUGUCAAAUCUGAAAAAACAUAUGUUGAUCCACACAGGUGAAAAACCAUAUUCUUGUGAAACUUGUAGGAAAGCUUUCAGACUAAAGGGUGACUUGACAGUCCACAUGAGAAUCCACACAGGUGAGAAGCCGUUCUCCUGCAAGACUUGUAGGAAAACAUUCUCUCGGUCAACACACUUGCAAAGCCAUAUAAGAAUUCACAAAGAUUAAAAGUCAUAUACUUAGAGAACAUAUGGGACAACAAUGUUAUCAAGUUUUGUUGAGUUCAUUUUUGCUCAUUUUUUCUUCAUGUAUUGCUCAUAUUUCUGUUUGCAGCUGCAUUUCUUUGAAAAAAUCUGUAGUUGCUACACAUAUAGUUGAUUGGCCUCUUAAGUUAAUUUUUUUUUAAUUUUUUUUUUUUUAACCAUUUUGUACAUGUGGACUUUGAACUCUGUCAUGUUGAAGCUAAGAACCUCUGUAUGUAUUUUGGUGGUAGUUUGGUGUUUUAGCGAGGACACAAACGUGCUGUAGAAAAUUGAUUUAUUUAAAAUAAACUCAGUUACUUUUGUCUAAGGAUUUUGAUGCUAAGAAUAUUCCCUGGUUCUGAACCUUGACACAAUCCUGUCUCUGAGCUCAUCAGGAAGUUCCUUCCACCUUGCAACAGUAUUUCUUUGAAGAAAGUGUAAUCUCCCAAAUGUCAGAAAAACCUCAGUGAGCACAUAGUUCCUACAAAUUUAAAUGAUUGACCUCUUCAAUACUCCACCUCAGUUAUCAUAAGAGAUUGUGAAUUCUGAUGAUGAAGCUGAGAAACCUUUUAGUAGCCGUGGGUCAUUUGGAGUUUUCUUCUGUUGUAUAUCAUUAAUAUUUUUUAUAUUCUUUACUUGAAUCAACUUAAUAUAAUUUUUGUAUGUGUUAGAGGUGAGACUUGUUUGUUUUUAAGUUGCUUUAUAGAUAAAUUUAGUUUUUGUAUUGACAAAUAAUGUUAAUAAAAUAAUUUCUUUC
This is a messenger RNA of Seriola aureovittata, 3079 nucleotides long. RefSeq names its product zinc finger protein ZFP2-like. Gene Ontology annotation, cellular component: nucleus. Gene Ontology annotation, molecular function: DNA-binding transcription factor activity, RNA polymerase II-specific; RNA polymerase II transcription regulatory region sequence-specific DNA binding. The transcript has 3 exons. Bases 239 to 2308 code for a protein of 689 amino acids. Gene Ontology annotation, biological process: regulation of transcription by RNA polymerase II. The record is from RefSeq and is a predicted model, not a curated record. Lineage: Eukaryota; Metazoa; Chordata; Actinopteri; Carangiformes; Carangidae.